AUGACAUCGGCAACGGAGGUCGGUGGCAGCCUUGUGGGCUGGAUCUCCUUGUACACCUGCCUCUGUGGCCUGAACGCUAAGCGCGGGUACGAGUGGAACUGCCGGCUGGUCACGCUGCUUCACGGGCUCCUCUGUGUGUGCCUCACUGCGUAUGUAGGGUUCGUUGAUGGACCCUGGCCCUUCACACACCCAGGUACAGAGAAUACACCUCUGCAGAUUACAACGAUGGCCAUUAGCCUCAGCUACUUCCUGUUCGACAUGGCUUGGUGCGUGUACUUCCGCACGGAGGGCCCGGUGAUGCUGGCUCACCAUGCCCUGAGCAUCCUGGGCAUCAUGCUGGCACUAGGCCUGGGCGAGUCGGGCAUCGAGACAUGCGCCGUGCUCUUUGGCAGCGAGGUCACCAACCCCCUGCUACAGGCACGCUGGUUCCUACGGCAGCUGGGUCGCUAUGACAGCCUGGCAGGGGAUGUGGUGGACCUGCUCUUUGUGGCGCUCUUUGUCUCGGUGCGCAUCGGCGUGGGAGGCCGCAUGCUGUACUGUGAGCUCAGCGCCACGAGGCCCUCGCUCGUGGUGAAGGUCGGAGGAACGGCCAUUUACGUGCUCUCCUGGGUCUUCAUGGUGGACAUUGGCCGCUUUGCCUGCCGCAAGAGCAGAACCAAGUACCAACGCUGGAAGGAGCAGCACAGAACUGUGGAGGCCAACGGGCUUUCUGGGAAGGCGGACUGA
Molecule: messenger RNA, 726 nt
Organism: Scleropages formosus (Asian bonytongue)
Lineage: Eukaryota; Metazoa; Chordata; Actinopteri; Osteoglossiformes; Osteoglossidae
Gene: tlcd5b
Product: TLC domain containing 5b
Exons: 2
Coding region: 1-726 (241 amino acids)
Cellular component (GO): membrane
Source: RefSeq, a predicted model, not a curated record